Molecule: messenger RNA, 5653 nt
Organism: Apus apus (common swift)
Lineage: Eukaryota; Metazoa; Chordata; Aves; Apodiformes; Apodidae
Gene: SKIC3
Product: SKI3 subunit of superkiller complex
Exons: 41
Coding region: 175-4863 (1562 amino acids)
Cellular component (GO): Ski complex
Molecular function (GO): protein binding
Source: RefSeq, a predicted model, not a curated record
UCCCGUGCUGGGUUAACGGGAUGUCCUGUUUUGGUUUUUGUUCCCCCCUCUGCAGGUGAGAAUGGAGCCCGGGGUCGGCAGCGCCAGCGCGGGGGUGCGUUCCUGGUGACCCAGCGGUGCGUUUCCCCUGGGGAGGAGAGCUCAUCUCCAGGAGCUGUUGAGCAAUUAGCCACGAUGUCAAGUAAGGAGGUGAAGGCAGCAUUAAAGAGUGCUAGAGAAGCAAUACGAAAUAAAGAAUAUAAGGAAGCCUUAAAACAUUGCAAGGCGGUCUUGAAGCAAGAAAAAAAUAACUACAAUGCUUGGGUGUUCAUAGGCCUGGCAGCUGCUGAGUUAGAGCAGCCUGACCAGGCCAGAGCAGCUUACAGGAAGGCUGCUGAGAUUGAACCCAACCAGUUGCUGGCAUGGCAGGGAUUAGCAAAUUUUUAUGAGAAAUCCAAGCAAACAGAUGGCAAAGGAGACUUAGCUGAUGUUUACCAGAAGCUCUUGGAACUUUAUGAAAGUGGUGACAAGCAGAAAUGGUAUGAUGUGUGUAACAAGCUUGUGGAGCUGUAUCAUCAAGAAAAGAAGUACUUAGAGGUGGCUGAAACGUGGCAGAAACUAAUACAGAUGAAAGAGGGGGAAGGUGCAGAAAAGGCAGAGCUUCAUCAGCUGUGGAAGAAGAUGAUCCAGUUACUGAAAGACAGUACACAGAACCGGGAUAAUAAGACUGCGCAGUCGCUUUUGACUGCAUUUGAGCAUGCAGUGAACUCUGCUGACACUGUUCCCAGUGGAGACCACCAAAAUCUUUACAAGGAUUUUAUUCAGUGCUUGUCAAAAUUUUCUCAUGAAACAGCGAGGUUGGAGAAGGCCUGUAAUGACAUGAUGAGUUUGUAUCCUACUGAGACUUACCCUUUAGAAGUACUUUGCUUGCACUUUGUUCAGUCAGGUACUUUGUCAGAAGAGGCCCUGCACUGUUUUUCUAAGCUUUUGGAGAUGGAUGCAAGUAGUGGUCCAGGCAUCAUUGGUUUUGGUAUCAAAUGCCUUCAAGAAAAGAAAUACAAGGAGGCAAUUAAGAGUCUUACUGAAGGUUUGCAGAAGACCAGCCAGUGUCCAGCAGCAUGGCAUUAUUUGGCAGAGGCACAGAUGAAGAUUCACAAACAAAGGGAUGCUGUCCUGUCCUGCAAUCAAGCUCUUGAGGCUCUUGGAACACCUGAGGGUCCCAGUCUUCAGUUGAAGAAUCUUAUCCUUCAGUUGAAAGCAGAGGCUUUGAUUAAAAUGGCAGAUGUUUAUUCUGCAGAAGAAGCCAUUAAAGCACUUGAGCAGAUUGUGGAUGCAAGCAGUGAUCCAGUGGUUUUAGCUCUCAGGGGCCAGGCUUAUCUAAACAAAGGUUUAACGGAUGAAGCUUCAAAGAUUUCACAAGAGCUGCUGCUGUCCCACCCUGAUAUGGCUGAGUCCCAUGCUCUAGAAGGUUGCAUCCAUUAUUCCCAAAAGAACUAUGAACAGGCAGAAAGAAGCUUUCUGAAUGCUAUUGAAAGAAAGGCUGACACUGCAGAGUAUCAUAAGUACCUGGGGCUCACGUACUGGUUCAUGAGUGAUGACACAAAAAAGGACAAAGGAAAAGCACUCACUCAGUUCUUGAAGGCUGCAAAAUUGGACAGCUACUUGGGAAGUGUCUUUUGUUAUUUAGGUAACUACUACAGAGACAUUGCAGGAGACAAAAGUAGAGCUCGUGGUUGCUACAAAAAGGCUUUUGAGCUGGAUGAGACUGAUGAAGAGUCUGGAGAAGCAGCUGUAGACUUAAGCAUGGAACUUGGAGACACGGACACUGCUCUGUCAAUCCUGAACGAGGUAACUGAAAAAGCAGUUACUGGUACAGCAAAAUGGGCCUGGCUUCAUCGUGGACUUUACUACCUGAGAACUGAUCAACCAUCAAAAGCAGUGGCUGAUUUACAGGCAGCUCUCAGAGCUGAUCCAAAGGAUUCCAACUGCUGGGAGUCUCUAGGAGAGGCUUACUUGGGCAGAGGUAGCUAUUCAACAGCUCUGAAAUCCUUCAGGAGAGCAACUGAGCUGAACCCAGGGCUCGUGUACAGCAUUUAUAGAGCUGCAGCAGUUGAGCAGAUUCUAGGCAAAUACGACAAUGCUAUAGCUACCUAUCAACAGAUCUUAAAGAAGACAGAAGACUAUGUGCCUGCACUGAAAGGACUCGGUGAGUGCUAUCUCAUGCUGGCAAAAUCAGCCCUUGGUAACUUCCAUGACAGAAAAGCUGUGGGUUACAUAGAGCAAGCUCUUGAAUUUUUCACAAGGGCAGCAAAGCACCGUCCUGAUGUGUCUUGCCUCUGGAAACUGCUUGGGGAUACCUGUACCAGCGUGCAUGUUAUUUCACCAGCCAAGGUGAAUGUUCAAGUUCUGGGAUCCCUUUUGGGUAAAAAUCCAGACAAACAGAUGCUGAAGAAAAGCGAGUUGCUCGGACUGGGAGGAAGGUGUUACAGCAGAGCUUUGAAACUGAUGCCUUUGCCUAGCAUAUGGUGUGAUCUUGGAAUAAAUUAUUAUCGACAAGCAGAGCACCUCACAGCAGUGGGCACUGACACGAAUGAGAUCAAUGAACUGCUGGAAAAAUCUUUACAGUGUCUCAAAAAAGCUGUGAGGCUUGACAGCAAAAAUCACCUUUAUUGGAAUGCACUUGGUGUGGUUGCUUCCUGUAGUGCUAUUGGGAAUUAUGCUCUUGCUCAACAUUCGUUCAUCAAAUCUGUUCAAGCUGAGCAAAUUAAUGUUGUUGCCUGGACCAACUUGGGGGUUUUGUAUCUGGCAACAGGAAACAUUGAGCAAGCUCAUGAAGCCUUCAAAAUAGCCCAGUCUCUGGAUCCUUCUUACUUACUGUGUUGGCUUGGGCAGGCUUUUGUUGCAGAGGCAGUAGGCAGCUAUGAUACCAUGGAUCUCUUCAGGCACACAACUGAACUCAGCAUGCAUACUGAGGGAGCAAAAGGCUAUGCCCACUGGGUGUGUUCAACACUGCAAGACAGAAGCAACAGAAAUACUGAACUGUAUCUGUACAACAUUGUUCAAAUGAAUGCUAUUCCAGCAGCUCAGGUUGUCUUGAGCAAAUAUACAGAAAGAAAUCCAGACGAUGCGUCUGCUUUCACAAUGCUUGGUUAUUUGAAUGAGUAUCUGCAUCUGAAAAGGCAGGCAGCAGAUGCCUAUGAGAGGGCUGCUGUGUUACUGAAAAACUCUGAGGAUACUGAGAAAUACAACAUAGCAAUGCAAAACUAUGGCAGGUCACUGUGUGCCCUUGGUCAGUGUGAUAAGGCCAUUGAGGUUUACACAUCAAUACCCCUGACUUCCUUUGAUGGCAUCGUGGGGAUUGCAUUAGCCUACUUCAAGAAAGGACUCUUAAAAGAAAGCACCAAAGCCUAUGAAAAAGCCUUGUCUGUUGCUGAGUCUGAACAAGAUAAAGCACAUACCCUGACUGCCUUGGCAAUAAUAGAGUAUAAGCAGAACAGAGUGGAUGCUGCAAAGACCCUCCUGUUUAAAUGCUCAUUAAAGGAGCCAAGCACAGAAAGUCUGAAGGCUUUGUGCACACUAGGACUGGUAAAGCAGGAUGCUACACUUGCAACAGCAGCCCUAAAGGAAUUACUGAAGCAUCAAAAGAGGGAUGAUAACAUUUAUGAUAGGUGCCUUAUCGCGUCUGCUCUUUAUGCUUUGCAAGGUAGAAAUGCAGCAGUCCAGAGAGAAGUCUCCAAAGCAAUACACAGUAACCCUGAUAAUGCUUCUCUCUGGUCUCUGCUGUCUCGAGUAGUUCCACUCUAUGCACCACAAAAGGCAAAAGGGGGAGCUGUGGCAGGAAAUGUUGCUUGUGAACUGGAUGUAAACCUUGGAAAGGAAGUCCUGCUGAAUAUUGCAGUUAACCAGUUGGCAGCAGGAUGUCACAUGUCAGAAGAUGAGAAAAACAACCCUCUGAAAAGUAUUCAGAAGGCAGUCCACCUCUGUCCAGACAAUCCUGCUGCCUGGGCUGUGCUGAUGGCAGCCUGUCAUGCUGAAAACACCCUUGUCUGCCUAAACAACACUCAGCCAAAACGAACGGGUCUGGAGAUGACACUUGUAUCUACAGUUUCAGCCAAAACUGGAGAAAAUAACCUUCCACAAAAUUAUAUCCGGACUCUUGAAGACUGGUGUCUAUGCCAAGCUGUUACCAGUCUGGAGGAGACUGGUAAACUCUCAGAAGCUGAAGCUCUUUGUACCAAGGGUUUAAAAAGCUGCCCUGAGCACCCAGCUCUGUUUCUGCUUUUGAGACAAGUUCAGUGUAAGCAGCUGUUGCAGUCCCACAAAGAACUUCCAGACACCAUCCUGGAGGAGCUUCACAAAACAGUCAUGACCACUUCAACUUCAGUUGCAGCCUGGCAAUGGCUGGCAAAUGUGUAUCGGUCUCAGCGAAUGAUGGUUGGAGCAGAGAUGUGUUACAGGAAGAGUCUGCAGCUGGCGUCGCAGCAGGGCAGCUGGAGUGGGAAGUUAUCCAGUCUGCUCAGGCUAGCUAUGCUCGCCCUGGAAAUCUGCAUGGCUAAUGUCUCAAAUGAACACUGGCCAUCCUUGGUUAAGGAGGCAACAACUGAAGCUUUGAAGCUUUCUUCUUGCCCCGUGGCAGCUCUUCUGCAAGCACUGCUGCAGUAUCAUCACAAAAUGGGAGCAAGGGAGACCCGUCGGAUGCUGGAGAGAGUGGUUUAUCAGCCAGGGAGCCCAGAAACCAUCGUGUCAGUGGCACGCUGGUACCUCCUGCAACACCUGCAUGCCAAAGAUGAUCGUGAAUUAAUCGAUGUGCUUAUACAAAAUGCCAAAGCUAAUGGGGAUGCUAGAACUCUGGAACUAAAUGAGGAAUUGUCAGCAAGUGCCUAGUGUGGACUAUCUCAAGGGAAAAAUCUUCAUGCAACUUAGUCCAUCUUCCAGGAGCAUAUGUGGUCUGGGGUUCUUCAUUUGUUUGUGUCUGACCUUUAUUCUUUUUAGUUGUUGUUAAAUCAAUUGCAACUUUGUCUUUAGUUUUACCUGAACAGAAGUAGGUUAUUGUUGACAUGGGCUCAACCCUAGAAAUACUCUUCAUUUAAAAGGAAAACUCUGUAUUUUUCUGUUGUUUUCCUCUCUUCUACUUCAGUGGUAUUUGCAGUGGGAGUACUUGUCUGUGUUUCUCCUUGGCACACACAGAAGUGCAGUGCUGACUGCAUGGGCAGUGAUGCAAGGUUUUCUUGGCACCAAAUCUCACUGUUUAGGUGGUAGCAAACUUACCUUCCUUCCCAGAUACCCUAAAACACUCACAGGGAUAAAAUGCCUAUAUUCCUCUUGAUAAAUGUCAUUUGCAGUUGAGCCCAAAUCCACUUGGAACUUCAUGUGUGGUGUCAGUUUAUACUUUUUAAGUUUGCUUUUUGUCCUUCUGUUUUAGCUAAUCUUCAUUACAGCAGCAUCUAUGCUUGGCUGCAGGCUUCAGUAAACAUUCCCAUCAAGAAGAGCUUGUGAUGAUCAGGGACAGGGUCAUAUUUAUAAGUGUGUGUAACAGGCUCUAUUUGUGUCUUGGUAGUUCUGUUGCUGACUGCUUAAUUGGAUGAGUCAUGACAGUGGCUCCUAAGACAUGAUGUUAUUUGCCUUUAUGUACAUGAAAAUAAGAAAUAAUAAAGCAAUGAUUCUAAGCUGUUAA